ACCAAAUCAACACCACAUCUCCCUCACCAUGCGUAAACUAACUCCAUUCUUCUCUGCUGCCUCGUCAGCCAAACCCGCACAAUCAUGCCUCGCCAUCUCGAGCAGACUCCAACUCCGAUCCCAAUCAGCUCCUCCCCAUUCACAUACACACCACCAGCACAAUGCCAAAUCCGAACAUACUCCCAAUCCCCAACCCUCGCCGCAUCCCCGUUCCGUCUCUCCUCCACAACCCCAUCCGCAGACCACGACACCGACACCGACUUCGAAUCCCAAUCCCAAUCCCAAUCCCAACCCCGAAACCCAAACUCAGACGAAUACUACAGCCCCUACAAGCCAAAGCGCCAAUGGCCCCCGGAUAUGUCCAAGCUUUCCCCGAAACACCAGUUCCGGCUUGAGCGCAAGUACCGGCGGCGCGCGGCGCUGAAAUACGCCCGGCCGAAGUGGGUGAAAAUGACCAAGUUGGCUCAGUGGGCGUCUAUUGGAUUUGUUAUUAUCUACGCGUUACUAUUCAUGGAGUGGGAUGAGAGGGGGAGUCCAUUUGAUGAGAUUCGACGGGUUGUGUUUUCUAGUAUUAAAGGAGUGUUCUCUGCGCCUCCGCCCGCGAGCUCUAUGAGACGUUCGGAUGAUUCGAGUCGAGAGUAGAGUGUAGGUGGGUGGGUACGAACCAAAAGUCUUCUCCGGGUUCAAGGUUGCUUGGGACUGGUACGAUGUAUAUAUUCCGGAAAUCCAUGGACUUGGAGGAGUCUCAAGACCUAUUCAGACCAACCUGCUGACGCUGUACAUUACAAUACAGUACU
This is a messenger RNA of Aspergillus ochraceoroseus IBT 24754, 797 nucleotides long. RefSeq lists its product as uncharacterized. Bases 85 to 642 code for a protein of 185 amino acids. NCBI's taxonomy places the organism in Eukaryota, Fungi, Ascomycota, Eurotiomycetes, Eurotiales, Aspergillaceae. The transcript has 4 exons. The record is from RefSeq and is a predicted model, not a curated record.